AUGUACCCGCUACUCCGCAUUCGUGCAACCUCACGUCCAAUUCAUCUAAUCGAUAUGACGAUGGCAUCAAAAGCUAAAGAUACGACACGAACCACUUCCGCACGGCCUUGCUCUGCAGUGCACGUGGAGGAAAUUGACUCCUCAAUUUUCUUGUCUCCGCCAUCACGCAUCCAGAUGGCGCAGUCCACUGGAACCCAGCGCUUCCUUCAUGGCAAGCAAGCCAAACAGAGCGCGGAGCGAAUGAGAUCCAGCUGGAACAAGCCAGAGCAAGCUGCUAAAGGAAGAGAUCGUUCUCUGUCUCAUCGGCUUCAGCCUUCGUUCGGUCCAUCGGUUCCUUAA
Cadophora gregata is the source of this 339-nucleotide messenger RNA. RefSeq lists its product as uncharacterized. The transcript has a single exon. The coding region runs from base 1 to 339 and encodes 112 amino acids. NCBI's taxonomy places the organism in Eukaryota, Fungi, Ascomycota, Leotiomycetes, Helotiales, Ploettnerulaceae. The record is from RefSeq and is a predicted model, not a curated record.